Messenger RNA from Suillus plorans, 1776 nucleotides. RefSeq lists its product as uncharacterized. NCBI's taxonomy places the organism in Eukaryota, Fungi, Basidiomycota, Agaricomycetes, Boletales, Suillaceae. The transcript has 13 exons. The record is from RefSeq and is a predicted model, not a curated record. Bases 1 to 1776 code for a protein of 591 amino acids.
AUGUCUCCCUCCCCUGAUUCGAAUGGGUCGUCGCAUUCUGAUGGCAUGAUCUCUCCAUCCCUGGAUCCAUUUUUUCAACAGAGGCCAGCAAACUCGCCCAUUCUUAUGCAGCAAGAGCAUGAACCUAUGGGAGGAAAUGGACUGUUAAGCGCAUAUAUGCGACUUGAAGAGCAGGUCAAAGCCUCACCGACUGCGGACAGACAAACAAAUGCUGGCAUGCGAGCGGGAUUUAUAUCAGCGCGUUUUUUCAAUGCAUCACUUGGUUUUCUGGUGUCUAACUGUUGGUUUACUAGGGCUGCUUAUACUAAGCUUGUAGAAUCCCUCUCACUAACUCUAGACCCUGUUGGCCUCGGUACCCUCCCCUCUCAGAGUCUGCCUGUGACGCUCAAGGCAAAGGAAAUCACGAUCCCAUCCUACAAUCGUGCCGACUUCCCCAGCAAGUUCAUAUGGACGAAGGAAGACUGGAAGAAGCUCCAGGAGAAACCAUCAACCCAGCUCGAAAAGUCGCAUCCACUGCGCUUCGUGGUUGACAAGAGUAAUAUGCCUAUUCCCUUGGAGCGUGUCACAGCAAUCCGUACCACAUCCCGGCGGGUGUUUGUGGACAUCUGGAACAUCAACGAGGCUCCCAAAAGCUGGGGAGCAGCAUCGGGAACUGCUAGUAAGCUCUAUACCUCUUGGCGCAAGAAUCACAUCAACCGCUUGGAUCGUGAAGGGACUUGCAAGCCGAAGGCAGAAGACAUCAUCGAUUUUGAUAGCCUCGAGACGCUGGACUCUGACGACACUGAGGGUACUGACACGAAGACUAAUAUCAACACAAAGACCACCAAACGGCGGACCCGCGAUUCAGAACCACUUGACAUCAGGUCAAAUUCCAGUAAGAAGCGGAAGUCCUCAGAGACAUCUACCAUUGAAAGCGCAUCACCAUCACUACCAGUCUCAGAAGUCAUGGACUCAACUAGUCAAUCCCUUGUUCCAGAUGGGAAUACCCCACCAGAUUCACCCACUAGUGACGGCCAUACCAUUUCAACAAUCACUGAGCCUCACGCUGCUAGUUCCUCAAAGGAGAUGGCCACAACCAGUGCCCCUGCCAGAUUCCGUGCACGGCCCUUGAAAUUUGCGAACCCGCUUACUACUGUUGAACCUGCUAACGCUAAUCGACCCUCAAUAAUUCAACCUUCCUCCUCUGAAGUUCAGAAUACGCCUCCAGCAGAUGAACCAAUAUCUACCCAGCCCACUAGUGAACCCACGCCUUCCAUUGUACCGACCCCAGAACACUCCCCAGAUGACUCUGCAAUGGCUCCCGAUGUCCACUGUGACGCACCAGCCACCAUUCAAGUUGCUGCCGACCUGAUGCCAACUCCUAGCACAACCACUGGCACAGUACCUCCACUGGAUGCCUCUACCAGCAAACCUCUCAAUGUGCCGGCAAAGAAGUCAAGGAAGAUGCAGAUUGGGAAAGCACAGAAUGGACGACUUCAUCACAGCAACCUAUGUGCACGUGAGUGGCUCACUCGUAACAAGACUGGGUCAGCAGCCGAGUUCAAGGUCCACUAUGAUGGACUGUCGGGAGCGCAGAAGAAGUCAUAUGAUGAGCUCGCUACCACGAAAGUUGCAGCUGGUGAAUGGCCCCGAUCCCUGUCAGCAAUAGCGGGCCACAGCGCUCCCUCCCCCAGAACUUCUUGUGAUCUCAUGGCCUCUCAGGAUCGUUCAAGUUGGUCACCUCCUGGUCGACUUGUAGGAAUAGCUGCAUUGAGUAUGGGCUGGAACGGAUGGUGA